CAGAGUCUCCAUCCAGCCCGUAGUGUGAACGCCGCUCUGCUGUCACUGUCUGCUGUCUGACUGCACGAUGGACGGAGGACGAAGCUGAGGAGCCGCAUCCAUGCUGUCCGGACUCUAUCAGGAGUAUCUCCUGUAAACUUUGGAUUUGUCCUCUGGCAUUAGGUUAAACUAGAAGACUUUGUGGGUUUUUUUUUAGUGUGAACUCCAGUGAGGUUCGCACAGAGUCUGGAUCAAGGGCAGGACGACAGAGCAGCCUGUAGACAGGACAGAGGAUGGGGAGCCGGGGCCACUACCGGUACCACUGGCAGAGCCACAAUGUCAAACACAGCGGCGUGGACGACAUGGUGCUGCUCAGCAAGAUCAAUGAGGACGCCAUCGUGGACAACCUCAAGAAGAGAUACAUGGAUGACUACAUCUUUACGUACAUCGGGCCUGUGCUCAUUUCUGUUAACCCUUUCAAGCAGAUGCCGUACUUCGGGGAAAAAGAAAUUGAGAUGUAUCAAGGAGCAGCUCAGUACGAGAACCCUCCUCACAUCUACGCUCUGGCAGACAACAUGUACAGAAACAUGAUGAUCGACCGUGAGAACCAGUGCGUCAUCAUCAGUGGAGAAAGCGGAGCAGGAAAGACUGUGGCAGCCAAAUAUAUCAUGGGCUACAUCUCCAGAGUGUCAGGAGGCGGACCCAGAGUACAGCACGUCAAAGACAUCAUCCUGCAGUCCAACCCGCUGCUGGAGGCCUUUGGCAACGCCAAGACUGUGAGGAACAACAACUCCAGCCGAUUUGGGAAAUACUUUGAGAUCCAGUUCAGCUCCGGUGGCGAACCAGACGGAGGGAAAAUCUCCAACUUCCUUCUGGAAAAGUCACGUGUCGUCAUGAGGAAUCCUGGAGAAAGGAGUUUCCAUAUAUUCUAUCAGUUAAUAGAAGGAGCCAGUGGAGAGCAGAAGAACAGCCUGGGAAUCACAAACCUGGAUUACUACACUUACCUCAACCAGUCUGGUUCCUACAAAGUGGACGACAUCAACGACAAGAGCGACUUCCAGGAGACAAUGCAUGCCAUGGGUGUGAUUGGCAUCUCGGCGGAGGACCGCUCCAUGGUGCUUCAGAUUGUGGCGGGAGUCCUGCACCUCGGGAAUAUCAGCUUCAAGGAAUCGGGCAACUACGCUGCUGUGGAGAGUGAAGAGUUUUUAGCCUUUCCUGCCUUCCUGCUUGGAAUCGAUCAGAAACGUCUGAAGGAGAAACUGACGAGCCGAAAGAUGGACAGCAAGUGGGGAAACGCAGUGGAGUCUAUUGACGUGACGCUGAAUGUGGAGCAGGCGUGUUAUACACGUGACGCUCUCUCCAAAGCCCUGCAUUCACGUGUGUUCGACUACCUGGUCGAGUCCAUCAACAAGGCCAUGGUGAAGGAUCAUCAGGAGUUAAAUAUCGGAGUGUUGGACAUUUAUGGAUUCGAAAUUUUCCAAAAAAAUGGAUUCGAGCAGUUCUGCAUCAACUUUGUGAAUGAGAAGCUCCAGCAGAUCUUCAUUGAGCUGACACUGAAGGCUGAGCAGGAGGAGUAUGUGCAAGAAGGCAUCAAGUGGACUCCUAUAGAGUACUUCAACAACAAGAUCGUGUGCGAUCUCAUCGAAAGCAAAAAUCCUCCCGGUAUCAUGAGUAUCCUAGACGAUGUGUGCGCCACCAUGCAUGCUGUGGGCGAAGGAGCCGACCAGACCAUGCUGCAGAAACUCAGGGUCGCCAUCAACACCCACGAACACUUCAACAGCUGGAACCAGGGAUUCAUCAUCCACCACUACGCUGGCAAGGUGUCUUACGAUGCAGACGGUUUCUGCGAGAGGAACCGGGAUGUUCUCUUUACUGACCUCAUUGAGUUGAUGCAGAGCAGUGAAAUUGCCUUCAUCAGAGCACUGUUUCCAGAAAACCUCAAUGCUGAGAAGAAGGGUCGACCCACUACUGCAGGCAGCAAAAUAAAGAAACAAGCCAAUGACCUGGUGAGCACACUGAUGAAAUGUACUCCACACUACAUCCGCUGCAUCAAACCCAAUGAGACCAAGAAGCCCAAAGACUGGGAGGAGAGCCGAGUGAAGCACCAGGUGGAGUAUCUGGGUCUGAAAGAGAACAUCAGGGUGAGGCGUGCUGGCUACGCCUACCGCAGAGUCUUCAGGAAGUUCCUCAACAGGUAUGCCAUCUUGACUAAAGAGUCCUGGCCGACGUGGCGAGGAGACGAGAAACAAGGCGUCCUUCAUCUCUUACGGUCCGUCAACAUGGACCAGGAUCAGUUCCAGCUCGGUCGCAGCAAGAUCUUCAUUAAAGCCCCUGAGUCGCUUUUUCUGCUGGAGGAGACGAGGGAGCGAAAGUUUGACGGCUACGCUCGGACCAUCCAGAAGGCCUGGAGGAAAUAUGUGGCCCGCAAGAAGUAUGUUCAGAUGAGGGAGGAAGCUUCAGACCUGCUGUUGAACCGAAAAGAGAGGCGGCGACACAGUCUCAACAGGAACUUUGUAGGCGACUACCUCGGCAUGGAUGACAGGCCUGAGCUGCGACAGUUUCUGGCCAAGAGAGAAAAGAUCGACUUCGCCGACAAAGUCACGAAAUAUGACCGGCGAUUCAAGGGGAUUAAGAGAGACUUGAUCCUAACUGCAAAGUCUGUGUAUCUGAUUGGAAGAGAGAAGGUGAAGCAGGGACCAGACAAAGGGCAGGUGACCGAGGUGCUGAAGAGGCGGAUUGAUGUGGAGAAGAUCUUGGCUGUGUCUCUCAGCACGAUGCAGGACGACUUCAUGAUACUGCACGAGCAGGAGUACGACAGCCUGCUGGAGUGUGUCUUCAAGACCGAGUUCACCAGCUUACUGGCCCGAAGGUUUGAGGAGAAAACUCAGAGGAAGCUACCACUCAAGUUUAGUAACACACUGGAGCUGAAGUUGAAGAAGGAGAACUGGGGCUUCCUGAGUGGCGGCGGCGGCUCCAGGCAGGUGGUUUUCGCCCAGGGUCAGGGGGACAUGCCUGUACUGAAGCCCUCCAGCAAAUCUCUGCAGGUCAGCGUUGGCCCUGGGCUUCCCAAGAACACACGCCCAACCAGGAAGAGCUUCAGUCAGGGUCGCUCCAACUCGUCCAGAACCCACCAGCACAUCCCAUCUCGAGCUGCACCAGGACCUCCAGUUGCUCACCAAAACGGCGGCCUGAAGAACACCAACCACAUCGCCAAUCAGAGGAACUCCCAGCAUCACAACCAGAGACAUCCGUCAUCCAGCAACUCGACGCGGCCCUUCCUGCCCAGCAACAUCAACCAGCUGAAGGAGCGAGGAGGCAGCCGGCAGCAGCCAAACCUGGACUGUCUGAGAGUCCCCGAUCAGGGAGCUGCAGGCCCUGGAGACAGACGGCCAGCUUCAAAUGGAGGAAUAGCUCACAGACCGUCGGCCAGCAGACCUCCACCAGGAGGAGGGCGACCCAAGCCUGCGCCUAAACCCAAACCCCAGGUGCCCCAAUGCAAAGCUCUGUACGCCUACGACGCUCAGGACACAGAUGAGCUCAGCUUCAACGCUGAUGACGUCAUCGACAUCAUCAAGGAGGACGCAUCUGGAUGGUGGAUGGGAAGACUUCGUGGAAAGCAGGGACUUUUCCCCAACAACUAUGUCACCAAGAUCUAGAAGCUGCAGGUUUACAGCGCAAAGAAGAGGAAAACGAAGAGGAGGAUGAGGAGGAUAAGGAGGAGAGUUGCUGCCUCCCUGCUAAUGCUCUGUGGUGACCGGACAGUCGCAGAGAGACACUUCCUCCACUACUGUUUUCUAGUAAAUGAAUGUUACUCUCGGUUACACCACCAGACCAAAAGACCGUCUCGGCUCAAGAAAUGAGGCUCUUCUCUAAAGACACGAAGACUGUUUGACCCCAGGGUCUGUUUUUCCUCCACAGUCCCUUUGAGUACUGAACAAAACUAUUUAUUGUAUUUAUACUGUAGCUUUCCAUGUUCUCCUUACUGUCAUUUAUAUCUUGCUGAGGAUUUCAAACAUUUUUGAAGCGUUGGAAUGAAAUCUGCUAAAUCUGUGGGACCAGGCUGUGAUUUUUACUCUCCACAUUUGUUUUUUAGAUGAAGGUUUGAUCGCUGAAGUGGUCAUCUCGGUGUCAGAACUGAAGUGACUGCUGUUUUUUAACCAGGAUUUAUUUAUUUUGGUGCAAAACUGUAACUGCUUCCCAGGAAAAGACAUUGAGUAAAUCACCACACUGUGAUGUUUUUUUUUUUUUUUUAACUUCUAAUACCAAAGCAAUACACAGAAAACAGUGCAGUAAAGUGGUGAAUCACCUGGAAAACCACCUUUAACUUUGAUUCGUUGUUGUUUUUGUUCUUCUAUCACACCAGUAUAUUUGAGACAAACAGCAGAGACCAUGUAUACUGUAACCUGCGCAUGCCGUCUGUGGUGUAUUAGCACUUUAUUGGUACAGGUACUACCUUGGACACAGACAUUGUCACUCGUUCAUGCUACAGCCAGUAAGUCACAUCUAUGAAGGACAGAUUGCCAAGCUAGCAGUUAGUUACUGAGGAGAAUAAUCUGUUUACAUGAAACGAUGAAUCAAACAGGUAUUUUAGAUCUGAUUCUGUAUAUGUGUUCAUAUGUAGGAGUACGCCUGUUGUUGGUUAGAAUUUAAAUUAAUUUUUUUUGUAUUGUCUCUGAAGGAUCUUGCUGUUUUUUUCUGUCUCUGCUUCUGAAACUCACACAGCUGCUUUAUUUCCAGUUCAACUGCAGCUAAAUAAUCACAGACUUGGGUGAAUGGAUUUAUUUUUUUUUUGUUUUGUCAAGUGCAAAAGUUGUUUUUUCCGGUGAAAGAAAGUUAUUGACACUCCCCCCCCCCACCCUUGGCACUACAAAGAAUUCCUUUGGCUUCUGCUCGACUGUUUCUGCACAUCUUUUGCACUGCUGUUGCAUUACUUACACAUUCCUUAGUAUUUUUUUCCCUUAUCAAAUAACCACAUUAUGCUUGAGUCAGUGAAAAAGAAAAACUGCUGGGACUUCUGUCGAAGAACUUCUGCAUCAUCAAAUAUAGUUUGAUCUUGGAUGGUUGAAAACAUCCUUGUGCAAUACACAACAGCAGACAAGUCUGUUAAUAAAGCUUGUAAUAUUGCAUAUUUA
Molecule: messenger RNA, 5111 nt
Organism: Amphiprion ocellaris (clown anemonefish)
Lineage: Eukaryota; Metazoa; Chordata; Actinopteri; Pomacentridae
Gene: myo1ea
Product: myosin IEa
Exons: 29
Coding region: 273-3635 (1120 amino acids)
Biological process (GO): vesicle transport along actin filament; actin filament organization
Cellular component (GO): microvillus; plasma membrane; actin cytoskeleton
Molecular function (GO): ATP binding; microfilament motor activity; actin filament binding
Source: RefSeq, a predicted model, not a curated record